GCCAUUUGUAAAUUGUAUUUCAUUUGUGUCCUUCCGGUGAUACAGACUAUCCUGAAGAGAUCGGCAGGAAAGUGCGCGAGGAUUUCUAGUGGUGAAGAAUAAAUCAUACUUGUACAAGCCUGCCAAGUCAACUUUUGGAAAGUGUGUUAUGGCAGCCAAUGGAGCCUCAAGUCCACAAGGUGGAUAUCCGGUAGAGAUUUUUCCUGGAGCAUUUGAUGAGAAAUUUCGUUGUAAUUCCUGCACAAGAAUACUGAGAGAUCCAGUCCAGUCAUUCUGUGGUCAUAGAUUCUGUAGAAGCUGUAUCAAUGCAGUCAUAAGCAAAGGUGAAAGGGUCCAGUGUCAGUCCUGUAUUAGUGAAGGUGCUGGUGAUGAUGAUGAUUACAGCAUACUUAAGGAGGAACAGAUGUUUCCUGACAAUGGUGUUCGGCGUGAGAUGGCCAAUAAGGAAGUAAGAUGUCUCAACCAAGGCUGCAAGUGGACAGAUGUAUUUAAGAAUUAUGACCACCAUGCAUCGGAAUGUGAAUACCGAUUAAUUGCCUGUCCAGAGUGUCAAACCAUGGUGGAAAAGGCCAACUUGGAAAAACACCUCAAGGAGAACUGCUUAGGAAGAAAAAUGAACUGUAAAACUUGUAACCAAGAAAUUGCCAUUAAGGACGAGUCACAACACAACAAGGUUUGUCCUAAGGCCUUGGUGAAAUGUGAAGCUUGCGGAAAAAAGAAAAUACUGAGAGAAAAGUUGGGAUUCCACCAAGAGAAAGAAUGUGCCAGUCAGAAAAUCAACUGUCCUGUGGGAUGUGAUCCUGUAGAGAGAGGUGCUUUUAUUGGCCAUUUAGAGAGAAAGUCUGGUAUACAUAUCCAGUGGAUGUUGCAGCAGAUAGAGACAUUGAUUCGUGAAGUCAAUGAAAAGAUACAGCCUUUAACACCAAUUGAUGACAUCAAUCGCAUGGUCCAGAUGAUUACAGUGCUACAGGCCAAGAUACAGGAACAAGAUAAUCAGAUCCGGACACUGAUGGAACAGCCAAGGGCCAAUAAUCAACAGGAGAUAAUUAAACUCACCAAGCAGGCAAAGGCACUUGACUUGAAGACAGGAACAUUUGAGGGGAUUGUCACGACCCUACAUAGGGAGAUCGAGAGGUGUAUCACUGCACUUGAUACCCUGGAGAGACACAGGAAUUCUCAACAAGAUGUCAUUGAAGAAUUGAAAAAGAAAACACAACACAUGGAACGAGCUAUAUCCCUAAAGGAUGUCACCAUCUCCGAAUUGGAUAGCAGGAUCAGAUCACUAGAAAUCAUUAGUUACGAAGGCACACUUGUAUGGAAAAUAGCAGAAUGGUCAAAGCACAGACGAGAGGCAAUGGCUGGCAGAGUAACAAGUUUGUAUUCCCCCCAUUUCUACACAGGCAGAACUGGCUACCGAUUGUGUGCGCGACUGUAUCCUAACGGAGAUGGCAUUGGCAAGAAAACACAUGUCUCUGUCUUUUUUGUUGUAGCGAGAGGAAAUUACGAUGCUUUGCUCUCAUGGCCGUUCAUUCAGAGAGUGACCUUCAUGCUGCUUGAUCAGAACAAUAGAGAUCAUGUUGUUGAUUCCUUUCGACCUGAUCCAGCCAGCAGCUCCUUUCAGCGACCAACAACAGAGAUGAAUAUUGCCAGUGGCUGUCCCUUGUUCGUGCCCCUUAAAAGGUUAGAAGAGGUUGGAACAUCUUAUGUGAAAGAUGACACCCUGUUUCUCAAAAUUGUUGUUGAUUCCGAAAGGCCAUCUGGAGGGGGUGGAGUGUAGACAUUUAAUAUAAAGUUUUUAAUUUUGAUUGGUUUGGUGUAAUGUUUUAAGUGUUUCAGGUCUUUAAGCAUACAGAGUUUCAGUAAUUAUUAUCAUCAAGCAAAUAGGUCUGGUUAAAUUCAGAAAGUUGAUUCAACUCACAGGGACCUGUGGAUGGGGCCCCAAAAGUGGAGUUAGACAAUAAUUUACUUCAAAACGAUACUCUUCCUGAAUGCUUGAAUUGAUUUCAUUCAGAUUUUUUCUGAAACAUUUGUAGAGAUUAGCAAUUAAUUCCAAAAUUCAGAAAGUUGAUUUGACCCCUAGAGACUUAAGGGUGUGGCCCCAAAUGGGGAAGUUAGAUUAGUUUGCUCAAAAUGCUGCUCUUCCUUAAUGCUUUAAUGAAUAUCAACCAAAUGUGGUCUGAAAUAUCAUUAUGCUUAUUGAAUCAUUUCUUCAAUUCAGAAAAUUUAUGUGACCCCUGAGGACUUUGGGGUGGGACACAAAUGGGGAAAUUAGUCAAUAUUUAAUUCCAAAAUGCUACUUUUCCUUAAUGCUUAAAUGGAUUUAAUUCAAAUUUUGUCUGAAACAUAAGUAGAGAUGGGCAGUUAACUCUUAAAUUCAGAGAGUUGAUCUGACCCCCUAGGGACUUAGGGAUGGGGCUCCAAAAGGCAAAGUUAGACAAUAUUUUGCUCCAAAAGGCUACUCCUUCUUUCUGCCUGGGUAAAUUUCAACCAAAUUUGGUUGGAAGCAUUGUUAGGGAAUGGCAUUGCAAUCAGAAGUGCAUAGAGUGAUCCUGAGAUUGUACUGACCAAAUCAUAAUUUUUUGCUUUGGUCCAAAAGAAAAAAUAUCAAAACUUGCAUGAUUGCUAGUAAACAACAACAAUAAUACAAAGUACAGUGUAUUAUGUACCUGUUGAUUCUCACAACAGGGGUAAAACAAGAUUUGUGACAUACUGACAUUACAUAGUGAUAUGGUUUACUAGUAGGUAAUUAAUUGUUCUUGUAGGAACUCAAGUGUUCAGUUUUAAACAAUUUCUUUCUGAUCAACAUAAGGACUGCUGAUACAUGUAUAAUGUGAAAAUUUUACAUGUAGAUAUAAAACUACAUAUUUUACUGUUUGAAUUUAACUUAGUUAUUCUGAUGUUCUAUCAACCUUUUUAUACUGGUGUGAUAUCAAAUCUAACGAAGACUUUAUAAGUACAUGUGUAUGUAUAUAUCUACAUUUAAAUAUAUAUAUCUUAAUUUUCAAGUGGUAGCAAUUAAUUUAGCGGCCUGUUAUAUAAGAGGAAUGAAACAAAGAGCAGUUGGAAUGAUACUAAUUAUCCUGUUUUUGAAAAUCAAAUGUUUGAGCUUAUACAGUGCAGCAUCUUUUGGUUUUUUAAUAGCUUUCUUGAAUCCAAGUCAGUGCAAGGUUAGAAUCAUUGGAACAUAUAAAAAAUCAAUAGGUAAAAAUAAGGGUAAUAUUUUGGCUAUGAACAGCUCGUUGUUUGCAUACCAAUCUACAAGUAGAUGUAGUUGUUGGUACCCAGUAUAAUCCUAUUUUUGGAUCCAUCCAUCAUCUCAUUGAAGCAGUUUAUUUUGUAAAACACCAUUAUUUCAAUAAAGACUUACAUGCUUUGUUAUUAAAGGAAGAUGGUGUUAUGUAAAAAGCACAUUUAAACAUGAUUAAUUUUACAGAAAAUUUGCAUUUAAUGUAGAUAUUGUUUAUAUUAUCAAUGUACUAGGAGAUUAAU
Ylistrum balloti is the source of this 3489-nucleotide messenger RNA. RefSeq names its product TNF receptor-associated factor 2-like. Gene Ontology annotation, cellular component: cytoplasmic side of plasma membrane; plasma membrane signaling receptor complex. The record is from RefSeq and is a predicted model, not a curated record. Gene Ontology annotation, biological process: regulation of canonical NF-kappaB signal transduction; tumor necrosis factor-mediated signaling pathway; regulation of apoptotic process. Gene Ontology annotation, molecular function: tumor necrosis factor receptor binding; zinc ion binding; ubiquitin protein ligase binding. NCBI's taxonomy places the organism in Eukaryota, Metazoa, Mollusca, Bivalvia, Pectinida, Pectinidae. Bases 149 to 1777 code for a protein of 542 amino acids. The transcript has 8 exons.